CCCGGUUGUUCAAAACUCGGUUAUCUUAACCGCCGGUCUGCCAUCGUGAUGACGCCUAACCAGACUCCAGCUGUAGCCUCCACCAGCCAGACCUCAGCUGUAGCCUCCUCCAGCCAGACUCCAGCUGUAGCCUCCACCAGCCAGACCCCAGAUGUAGCCUCCACCAGCAAGACUCCAUCUACAGCCUCCACUUCUGAGACCACAACUGUCUCCACACACUGGACAAGGAAGGAGCCAAGUUCAUGUGAGAAGGUGUACGAGCGGCAGCAGCAAGUUCUGUCUGGAGAACUGAAGCUACAGGCGCUACAGACGCAGAAACUGCUUCUCCAAAUAAAGGUGCUGGAAAUGCUAGAGGGCAAACAAGUUUCCGAAGAGAUGACACCAUCCCAGAUACUAAUGUCACUAAUGCAAUAAGAUAUUGGAAAUAAGAAAAAUUUUCGUUGUUGAGUAAAGAAAUAAAGCUUUAUUUUAUUUCA
Messenger RNA from Haliotis rubra (blacklip abalone), 476 nucleotides. RefSeq names its product cell wall protein DAN4-like. Lineage: Eukaryota; Metazoa; Mollusca; Gastropoda; Lepetellida; Haliotidae. The transcript is spliced from 2 exons. The coding region runs from base 49 to 414 and encodes 121 amino acids. The record is from RefSeq and is a predicted model, not a curated record.